Messenger RNA from Zalophus californianus (California sea lion), 3042 nucleotides. RefSeq names its product nuclear RNA export factor 3-like. Gene Ontology annotation, cellular component: nucleus. The record is from RefSeq and is a predicted model, not a curated record. NCBI's taxonomy places the organism in Eukaryota, Metazoa, Chordata, Mammalia, Carnivora, Otariidae. Gene Ontology annotation, molecular function: RNA binding. Bases 820 to 1629 code for a protein of 269 amino acids. The transcript is spliced from 13 exons. Gene Ontology annotation, biological process: poly(A)+ mRNA export from nucleus.
GGCCGCUAACCCGGCCGGAGGGGACGCGGCGGCGGCCGGCGACAAGGAGAUUUGGAAAGUGGGGCUGGCGCCCGGCGACGUGAAACAAAUCACCUUGGCGCUCGGGGCCGGAGCUUUCAAAGACGGGACCCUGCUGCUCGAGGGCAGCGGCCGCGACGAGGGGCUGCGGAGGACCCCGCAGGGCAUCGGGCUCCUGGCCAAGACCCCCCCCUGAGCCGCCCUGUCACGAGGAACAACGCCAAGUCCCCGCGCAUCCAAACUUUGAUCUACGACGCCCUCGAGAGACGACGGGGCUGGGCGCUGCUCUACCACGCGCUCGUACUCUUGGAGCUACCUAAGCGGCAGAACUGGGAUCUCGCAGGGGUGUUGCGCCUAUGUCCUAGUGCUGUCUUCACCAUGUCACUGCUGUCCCCAGUGGCAGACGAUACAGAAAAAGACCAUGAUACCAAAUUAGCUUCUUUCAAAGAACAAGAUGCUGGGGUCCUUCCCAUGGGAGGUGUGAUACAUCGUCUGAACAAACCAGUUCUGGGAUUCAUUCUUCACCCCUCUAGGAGCAAGAUGGAGUUGCAGCCAUGGAUGAUGCCCAGGAGGGCCCCUGGAUAAGAUUAUACCUUUAUGACAACCACUUGGCCUACACCAGAGCCUUAUAGUGCUUGCUGUGCCCAAGUUCGAAUGUGCUGGAGUUGUACCAGCCGGGCCUCUCUCAGCCUUCUGAUUCCCUCCUCUCGGGCUCCUCAGAGACUUGAUCACCCAAGAUAUUGAAAGGGUACCAAAUUCUAGAAACAGGAUGGCUGCCUCCCUGCAGACCCAUGACAAAACAUGCCCGAGCUUUUGCCCUCGAACCCGAGCACCAAGACACCCAGCCAGCUGGAUGGCCUGUCCAACACUAUGCAGAAUGCCGCCAGCAUCGAGAGCUUGAACCUCUCCAACAGUGAGGUGAAGUCUGCAGGGGAGUUGGACGAGGGCAAAAGUCUGCAGCCAGAAGAGAUGAGUACCGAUAGAAGUGCCCUGUGCACCGCCCUCCCUGAUAAAUCAACCAACAUAAGCUCCAUCCUGGAAUUGUUUCCCAAGUUACUAUGCCUGGACAGCCAGGACUCACCUUCACCAACCAGCCUCAGUAUUGCAGCCCACAAGAGGUUACCGACCUGCAAGGGAAGCUUCUUUGGAUCUGAUGCCCUGAAGAGUCUAGUCCUGCAAUUCCUGCAGCAGUACUACUCGAUCUACGACUCUGGAGACCGUCAGGGUCUCCUCAGUGCCUACCACGAUGAGGCCUGCUUCUCCCUGGCCAUUCCCUUCAACCCCGAGGAGUCAGCCCUAAGCAGCUUGUGCGAGUCCUUCAAGGAAAGCAGGAAUAUGAAGAAGCUCAAGAACCCCUGUUCAUCCCUGCGUGUUCAGCUGCAGAAGCAUACAAAACGUGACAUCGUGCACUCCCUCUGUGUGCUGCCUCAAACUCAGCAUGACCUCAGCUCCUUCAUGGUGGACAUGUGGUUCCAGAUGGAGCUUAAGACACACAGACACCAGGAGUGUGCGUGCACAGUGAGACAACCAUGUGAAGAGGCAGCAAGAGGGCACCCAUCUGCAAACCAGGGAGAGAAGCCUCAGAAGAAACCAAACCUACCAACACCUUGAUUUUGGACUUCUAGACUCCAGAACCAUGAGAAACAAAUUUCUGUUGUUAAACCACCUAGUCUGAGGUAUUUUUGUUAUGGCAUCCCAAAUAGUCUAAUACAAGCUUUAUGAACAUGUUGCAGAGUUUUGUAGGUUAUAAAGCAGGUACAAAAGCCUGUCAGAGAAAAGAUGAAAGUAAAGUGAUGAUCAAUGACCAGUAAAACUAAGAGAAAGAUGGUUUAUUUGUAUUUGUGUCAGGCAAAGUAGAUAUCAAGCAUUAUUUGAAAUAAAGAAGGUUACUAUAUAAUCAUAAAAGAAAAUUUAUUAAAAAGAUAAAAAUUCUGAAUUUACAUUCACCUGAUAACAUAGCUUUAAAAAUAUAUAAAGCAGUAAGUAACAAAGUUACAAGUAACAGAUAGUAAAAGUCAUUUUUGUUUAUACAACAAGGAAAUUCAUUUGCUUAUAUAAUUGAGAGUCCAGAAGAAGAGGCUUCAAGGUUAGUUGAUCCAGUGACUCCAGGGUAUAAAGAUUCAGGCUCAGUCUUGAACCAUUCACUGUGGCCAGGGACAUAGGUUUAUUGGGUUCAAGUAGACUAACUCUGGACACACUCUUAGAGCUAGUGGUCAAAUUCCUCCCAAACACAUGACUGUAUGAGAGAAGUAGUGUGCUUAUAUACCUUAAUUUAAAUAUACUUUAUUGUUAAAGAAUGCUUACCGUCAUCUUAGCUUUCAGUGAGUCAUAAUCACUGAUCACAGUCACCAUAAUAUAAUAAUUUGAGCCCAUUAAAAUGAUGAGGCAUGAAUAUGUGUAGGUAAACAAAGAUAUCAUCUCCAGGGACCAACUCAAAGCACAUUUAUCAAUAUAAGCAUAAUACCCACAAUACUUAAUCUCUACUUGUUUCCAAAUACUCUCUAUCCAAGUAACAAAGACAGGUACUUCUAUUCAAGAACUACCUACAAUGAAUUAGUGAAUGGGUAGUUACAAAGCACUAACGUUCUCACUGACACAGUACAAAUUUUGGAAGAAUCUCAAAGACAUCCAGUGCAGCAUGCUUAAGUCUAAUUUUCUUUGUCAAGUUUUUAACAGGGACUUUUCUUCACUAUUGUACUUAGAUAUUACUGUGUCAGGAUAGUUUUAUAAAGGAAUAAAUUCUUCAUAUUUACUAUUUUAUCAUUCUGUAAACAUAUAACAGAUUUCAUAAAGAUAUGAAAGAUGGGAAUCAAAGAAAAUUGUCACCACUUAUAGUCAUCAAAAAUUUUCUUUAAAGAGCAUCAUUAAAUUUCAGUAUGGAAUGUCUUUAAAAGCUCUGGACUUUGAGAGGAAAGCUAGUCUCAUAUAAAUAUACAAAAAUUAAAGAAUAUCUUUAAUUAAUACACAUACUUGUAAAUAUAGGCAUACCUCAAAGAUUGCAGGUUUGGUUCCAGAACACAAUAA